Molecule: messenger RNA, 630 nt
Organism: Cynara cardunculus var. scolymus (artichoke)
Lineage: Eukaryota; Viridiplantae; Streptophyta; Magnoliopsida; Asterales; Asteraceae
Exons: 1
Coding region: 20-613 (197 amino acids)
Source: RefSeq, a predicted model, not a curated record
GUAGCAUUUCAAAGGUACAAUGCAUAAAGCCAAAGGUACGACAUCUAAAGCACUGAGAAUCCAACUGCAGCAAGAAGGUACCAACAAUGGAGUUGAUCAUCAUGAGCCAUCAUUUAGAGUAUUGUAUUAUGGAGAUGCAUCAGCAGGAUCUGUGCCGUUCAUGUGGGAGUCCCACCCAGGUACCCCUAAGCACGCACUCACUGAAUCAUCUCUUCCUCCUCUCACUCCUCCCCCUUCCUUCCAAAACCACCAAUUGAAUAAACAUUCAUCGAAAAGAUCCGGUUUUCUUCGGACCGUUUUUCUCGGUUCUUCCCGGAAAACCAGGGCGGCGCUGGCACCGUCGUCGUUUUCAUCUUGUUCUAUCUCAUCCUCCUCUUCUUCCUCCUCAUCGUCGCAUCUGCAUUCGUCACAGUCAACUCCGAAGAGGAAGGCGGAGGUCAGGCGGAGGAGGUCGGCGGUGAAGUUUGGGUUGGAGGAAGAUUACGGUGAACAUGGUGGUGGUGAUGGUUCUCCGACGUCGACGCUCUGCUUUGGCGGUGGACUUAGGAAAGGUUAUAGGGUUAAGAAAGUGAAGACGGCGAUUCUGUCGUUUGUACGCCAUGGCAAGGCAUGAGAAGAAUUUAAUGAUCU